UUUCUAUAGUUUUCAAUGAAUUUUUUACAAAUUCACCAAAGUUUCGGCUUCGUUUGAAAAGCCGUAAACGUGGGCGUUUUUUUUUUGGAUUUUUGUUCUUUUUGUUGUUGUUGGAUAAGUGUGAUCUGUUGUGUUAAACCCAAACGGCAUGGAAAUGAGAGCUAAUUCAUUUCAACCAGGCCUGGGAAUGGAUUCACAACAGCAGUUCUGUCUUAAGUGGAACAGUUUUGGUAGUAAUCUCGCAACAUCGUUUAGUAACUUAUUCAAAUCCGAAAGUUUAGCUGAUGUUACAUUAUUUUGUGAAGGUGUAUCAUUUCGAGCACAUAAACUUAUAUUAGCAGCAUGUAGUAAACAUUUAGCUGAUUUAUUUGAAACAGCACCAUUAUUCCAAAAUGUUUUGGUUAUAUUGGAUGGAACAUCUGCAGCUAAUAUGUCAGCGUUGCUUGAAUUUAUGUACAAAGGCGAGGUUCAUGUUUCACAAGAAUCAUUGAGUAGUUUUUUAAAAGCAGCCGAAUAUCUUCAGGUAAAAGGUUUAAGUAUUGAGCAUGAAAAAUUAGCAGCCCAAAGUCAACACGGUGUACAAGAUACAUCCGCACUAGAUUCACCUACAUCACGACCAAAACAUGGACGAUUAUCUUCAUCAGGUAGUAAAGAAGAUUGUGGCGAUACACCCAUCUAUCAUCCUGUUCCAUCACCCUCCUCGUCAUAUCCUACAGGAAUUCAAUCAUAUAUGCAACCACCUUAUAGAAACCAUGAACAACGGGUAAAUUCACAAUCACAAAAUAAUGUCAAUCAAACACGAUACGAUGAGUGUUCGUCACAGCAACAACGGAAACAACAGCGACCAUUACGUAGUCCAAAUGAAAUGUUACAAGAGGCCGCUGCACUUCAACGUGCUUCAGUGCUACGUGAUGGAAGUAUUCUACGUGCGGAUGGAAGUAAACAAUGUGGUAGCCGAUCAGGCUCGCCAAAUGGUGGUGCAAUGGAUUAUCGUCCAUCAUCAAGUUCCUCAUCCUCAUUACCACCUGGAGGGCAUAAGGAUUCUAACAUGCUCAAUAGUUCUGACCAUAAUAAAUAUGGAAAUGAAACACCUGAAGGUAAUAACGGCUCAUCAACGACGGGUGGACAACCCACAUCUACUUUUGAUAGAACUGCUGUUGUAAAAACCGAACAGACAACACCAGAACACAGACGACAUUCUGGCGAUGAUGCAAGUUUUCCUGAAGAUUUACGAAUGAAAAUGGAUACGACACCAUCGUCAGGAGGAGGAAACCAGCAAGAUGAACAAACAAACAUGGUGACGAAUAGUACAGGUAGUAAUAUUGUAAAUUCAAGUGGUAAUAAUGGCGGACGUGAUACAGGGAAUAAUUAUUUAUCGAAUGGUACAGCUGGAAAUAAUAAUGGAAGUGGUGUUUUAUCAUCACCAGGCGGUGGUGGACAAAAUGCUAUUCACAUUAAAUAUGAUUGUGACAGGGAUACCACAAAAAUUACAACGGGACCGGAUGGAUUAUUACCAAAUAUAUGGCAAUCUGUUGGGAAAUUGAGUCAUAAAGCUGGCUCGGUUACAACACCUGACGGAAAAAAAUUAAAAUGUCCAUUCUGUGAACGAUUAUAUGGCUACGAAACAAACUUACGUGCACAUAUACGACAAAGGCAUCAAGGUAUACGUGUACCAUGUCCGUUUUGUUCACGUACAUUUACACGUAACAACACAGUGCGCAGACAUAUAGCACGUGAACAUAAAACUGAAUUGAGCCUGAAAACAUUUCAACAAACUCAACAGGCUGCUCAACAACAGCAACAAGCCCAGCAAGUACAUAACAAUCAUAAUACACAAUAGAGAUUUCCACCUCUCUGUUACAUGUGGCCGCCGCCAUCUUCAAUUGUAGCUCAAACAGCUGCCGCAUCAUUACAAGCUGGCCUAAUGUAAUAGAGAUCGGAGUAUUGGAAUGAAUAUGUUAUUAUUUGAUUUUAUGUCUUGAUUUUUUAUAAAUCAACAAUCCAACAUGGCCAAAUUUAUUUACCAAAAAAACAAGUAUAAACAAUGAAUGGCCAUUAAAAUCUCAUCCAUCUUGGAA
Molecule: messenger RNA, 2078 nt
Organism: Chrysoperla carnea
Lineage: Eukaryota; Metazoa; Arthropoda; Insecta; Neuroptera; Chrysopidae
Gene: chinmo
Product: zinc finger protein chinmo
Exons: 6
Coding region: 149-1840 (563 amino acids)
Biological process (GO): regulation of transcription by RNA polymerase II
Cellular component (GO): nucleus
Molecular function (GO): protein binding
Source: RefSeq, a predicted model, not a curated record